Molecule: messenger RNA, 2318 nt
Organism: Ictidomys tridecemlineatus (thirteen-lined ground squirrel)
Lineage: Eukaryota; Metazoa; Chordata; Mammalia; Rodentia; Sciuridae
Product: general transcription factor 3C polypeptide 4
Biological process (GO): transcription initiation at RNA polymerase III promoter
Cellular component (GO): transcription factor TFIIIC complex
Molecular function (GO): histone acetyltransferase activity; protein binding
Source: RefSeq, a predicted model, not a curated record
UGUGUGUAGGUGUCCACGGCCUGCAGCAUCGCCGUGCUGGAGCUCAUCUGCCACGUGCGCAACCCGGGCCAGGACCUGGUGAUCCACCGCACCUCAGUGCCCGCCCCUCUCAACAGCUGCCUGCUCAAAGUUGGCUCAAAAUCAGAAGUUGCUGAGUGCAAGGAGAAAUUUGCCAGCUCCAAAGACCCCACCAUCAUCCAGACUUUCAUGUUGGACAGGGUGUUCAACCCUAAGGGAAAGGCCUUGCCACCAAUGAGAGGGUUCAAAUGCACCAGCUGGUCUCCCAUGGGUUGCAAUGCAAAUGGCAGGUGCCUCUUGGCAGCGCUGACCAUGGACAAUCGCCUGACUGUCCAGGUGAACCUCAACAGACUCCAGUGGGUCCAGCUGGUUGAUCUGACUGAGAUUUACGGAGAGCGUCUCUAUGAGACCAGUUACAGGCUCUCUAACAAUGAGGCUCCAGAGGGAAAUCUCGGGGAUUUUGCCGAAUUUCAGAGGAGGCACAGCAUGCAGACCCCAGUCAGAAUGGAGUGGUCGGGCAUCUGCACCACUCAGCAGGUCAAGCACAACAAUGAGUGCCGGGAUGUGGGCAGUGUGCUCUUGGCUGUCCUCUUUGAGAACGGUAACAUUGCCGUGUGGCAAUUUCAGCUGCCCUUUGUAGGAAAGGAGUCCAUCUCCUCAUGCAACACGAUCGAGUCUGGAAUCAGCUCCCCUAGUGUUUUAUUCUGGUGGGAAUAUGAGCACAAUAAUCGGAAAAUGAGUGGCCUUAUUGUGGGGAGUGCUUUUGGACCCGUAAAAAUUCUCCCUGUCAAUCUCAAAGCAGUCAAGGGCUACUUCACCUUGAGGCAGCCUGUUGUCUUGUGGAAAGAAAUGGACCAGUUGCCUGUGCACAGCAUUAAGUGCGUGCCGCUUUAUCACCCCUACCGGAAGUGCAGCUGCAGCCUGGUGGUGGCUGCAAGAGGCUCCUACGUGUUUUGGUGUCUUCUUUUGAUCUCCAAGGCAGGUCUGAAUGUUCACAAUUCCCACGUCACAGGCCUUCACUCCCUGCCCAUUGUCUCCAUGACUGCAGACAAACAGAACGGAACCAUGUACACUUGUUCCAGGGAUGGGAAAGUGAGGCAGUUGAUUCCCAUCUUCACAGAUGUCGCAUUAAAGUUCGAGCACCAGUUAAUUAAACUCUCAGAUGUGUCUGGCUCAGUGAGGACUCAUGGGAUAGCAGUGAGCCUGUGUGGUGCGUAUCUGGCCAUCAUCACAACUGAGGGCAUGGUCAAUGGCCUUCAUCCUGUCAACAAAAAUUAUCAGGUCCAGUUCGUUACUCUCAAAACCUUUGAGGAGGCAGCUGCUCAGCUCCUGGAGUCUUCAGUGCAGAACCUCUUUAAGCAGGUGGAUUUAAUAGACCUAGUACGCUGGAAAAUUUUAAAAGAUAAACAUAUCCCUCAGUUUUUACAUGAAGCUUUGGAAAAAAAGAUCGAAAGCAGUGGAGUCACCUAUUUUUGGCAUUUUAAGCUUUUUCUCCUGAGGAUUUUAUACCAGUCAAUGCAGAAAACUCCUUCAGAAGCCUUAUGGAAACCUGCCCAUGAAGACUCAAAAAUCUUGAUCGUUGACUGUCCUGGGAUGGGCAAUGCAGAGGAUGAGCAGCAAGAAGAAGGCGCCUCUUCCAGGCAGGUGACUAAGCCAGGCCUGCAGGAGAGGAGCAGAGAGGGCGAAGCAGAGGAGCCCACAGACGACUCACUGCCCCCAUCGGGAGACGGUGGAGGCCACGAGGCAGUGGAGGAGAAGCUCCUUGAGAUCCAAGGGAAGAUCGAGGCUGUGGAGAUGCACCUGACCAGGGAGCACAUGAAGCGCGUCCUGGGGGAAGUGUACCUGCACACCUGGAUCACGGAGAACACCAGCAUCCCCACCAGAGGGCUCUGCAACUUUCUAAUGUCUGAUGAAGAGUAUGAGGACAGAACGGCUCGGGUGCUGAUCGGACACAUCUCAAAGAAGAUGAAUAAACGGACUUUCCCUGAACACUGCAGCUUGUGUAAAGAGAUCUUGCCGUUCACAGAUCGCAAGCAGGCCAUCUGCUCUAAUGGGCACAUCUGGCUCCGGUGCUUCUUAACCUACCAGUCCUGCCAGAGCUUGAUAUACAGACAGUGUUUGCUCCAUGACAGCAUCGCUCGGCACCCAGCCCCAGAAGAUCCUAACUGGAUUAAGAGGUUGCUGCAGAGCCCCUGUCCUUUCUGUGAUUCUCCUGUCUUCUGAAUGCAGUAGUGGAGGGCAGAAGGGCGUGAGCUGUGGAGCAUUCCAGAGCAUGGGAAGCCGUGCGCUGGAGGAAGCCG